This is a messenger RNA of Trichoderma breve, 432 nucleotides long. RefSeq lists its product as uncharacterized. The transcript has 2 exons. NCBI's taxonomy places the organism in Eukaryota, Fungi, Ascomycota, Sordariomycetes, Hypocreales, Hypocreaceae. The record is from RefSeq and is a predicted model, not a curated record. Bases 1 to 432 code for a protein of 143 amino acids.
AUGGCAGAAACUAAGUCUACUGGCAACGACCCUUUGCCUUUUCCUGCUUUCACAGAAGAGGAUUUUCUGGAGCGCGCCACUGCAGUACAAGAGCGUCUCCGUCAGGAGAAUCCGGAUCUGUCUGAGGCCGAACUCGAUUUGAAGCUCUCCACAGGAUGGCAUAAACCAGCAUUUGACCUGUCGCAAGUCUUGAAUGAAUCCGUCCCCAUGGAUAUACAAAACAAACUUGUGGCGGCAUGUCAAGAGUUCAUAGCAGCCGAGUAUUCCCGCGCGGCAUUAGAAAGGUUCACAUCUGAAGCCCGGACUCUGUUAGCAAGUCACGAGAAGGCGCUCCAGCUUGUUGAAGAUACUAUAUUGAAAACCCCCAAUAUAUGGGAUCAAAUGCAUGAACUCGUUACAGCUGGGGCGGGGGGUGUAGAUCGCGAGACGUAA